CUGGCCACGUCACCGCCCGGCCGAGAGCGCGCUGGUGGAGCGGCGGCGCCCGGGAGCGCGGAGCUCGGGGGCGCGGGCAGGGGCGCGGGACCCAGAGCCCGGGGCCGGGGACGUGGCAGCCGCCUCGCCCGCCAGAAAGUUUCCCAGGAGUUGGCUGCGCGCGGACCGGACCAUGAACGUGUUCCGUAUCCUCGGCGACCUGAGCCACCUCCUGGCCAUGAUCUUGCUUCUGGGGAAGAUCUGGAGGUCCAAGUGCUGCACGGGUAUCUCCGGGAAGAGCCAGAUCCUUUUCGCUCUCGUCUUCACCACCAGGUACCUUGACCUGUUCACCACCUUCAUCUCCAUCUACAACACAGUAAUGAAGGUGGUUUUUCUCCUCUGUGCCUAUGUCACAGUGUACAUGAUCUAUGGGAAAUUUCGGAAAACGUUUGACAGUGAGAAUGACACCUUCCGCCUGGAGUUUCUUCUGGUCCCAGUCAUUGGCCUCUCCUUUCUUGAGAACUACAGUUUCACUCCCCUGGAGAUCCUCUGGACUUUCUCUAUCUACCUGGAAUCAGUGGCCAUCCUGCCCCAGCUCUUCAUGAUCAGCAAGACAGGAGAGGCUGAGACUAUUACUACUCAUUACCUGUUCUUUCUUGGGCUGUACCGGGCACUCUACCUGGCUAACUGGAUCAGGCGAUACCAGACUGAGAAUUUCUAUGACCAAAUUGCAGUGGUGUCUGGGGUAGUACAAACCAUCUUCUACUGUGACUUCUUCUACUUGUAUGUGACCAAAGUCCUUAAAGGAAAGAAGUUAAGUCUUCCAAUGCCAAUUUGAGGGCCCUCAGAGAUGUUCUACACCUUAACAAGGACAUGAAGCAAACUAUUUGAAGUGUUCUCCUGGGUGACUUGCCAACAACUCAGACCAAAUAUUAAAACUAAAGUCAGAAAAAUCCUUAGUGUGGACUUUAACAAAGCACUGAUCAUUCUAUCCCGAAGCCCUUAUGAUUAUCUCCUUUAAAUUAUAUAGGCAAUUAAACAGCUGGCCAGUCACACAAGUGUGGCACUCUCAUAAUGUCAACUGGACCAUGAAGAAAACCUUAGGAGCUUGGAAGUUCCUGUUGUGGCUCAGCAGGUUAAGAAUCCCACUAGAAUCCGUAAGGAUUCAGGCUGGAUCCUGGCCUUGCUCAGUGGGUUAAGGAUCCAGUGCUGCUGAAGGCUGGAAAAUGGUGUGGCUGUGACUUCAAGUCCAAUUUGACCCCAGCCUGAGAAACUUCUGUAUGCUACACCUUGGUGCUAGACCCAUCAAUGGGUCAAAUAAAUUACUGCACUCAAAGGCCUAGUAUGAGAUUCAUGCUAAGUAACAGCUAAUCUCAAUCUGGAAAUAUGCUCCACCCUGAAUAGAGCAAAAGCCCCAAAUGAAGAUCACAGUCCAAAUAUCUUGAGUGUGCUAAUGUGGUUAACUUUCACUUUCUGGGUAGGAAACCAAGUUUAGGCAGUCAAAAUACAAAGGUGUUAUCAACAGGUGUCAAAUGUUAUGAGGCAUCAAACACCUAGGCUUUACCUACUACUAGGUGUUGUCUUGUUGCUUUGUGACUCAAAAUUCUGCAUUAAAACCAAUCAAUUCACCCCCCUUCCACAUUUUCCAGUGCUAAGGUGUUUGUCAAUCCAAUAUGGUCUUGAAGCAAAUAAAAACUAAGAAACUA
This is a messenger RNA of Sus scrofa (pig), 1685 nucleotides long. RefSeq names its product KDEL endoplasmic reticulum protein retention receptor 3 (gene KDELR3). Gene Ontology annotation, molecular function: ER lumen protein retrieval receptor activity. The record is from RefSeq and is marked validated. Lineage: Eukaryota; Metazoa; Chordata; Mammalia; Artiodactyla; Suidae. Gene Ontology annotation, cellular component: membrane. Gene Ontology annotation, biological process: protein retention in ER lumen.